Molecule: messenger RNA, 1289 nt
Organism: Phascolarctos cinereus (koala)
Lineage: Eukaryota; Metazoa; Chordata; Mammalia; Diprotodontia; Phascolarctidae
Gene: CCNH
Product: cyclin H
Biological process (GO): DNA-templated transcription; regulation of transcription by RNA polymerase II
Cellular component (GO): transcription factor TFIIK complex
Molecular function (GO): cyclin-dependent protein serine/threonine kinase regulator activity
Source: RefSeq, a predicted model, not a curated record
GGGCCAGCUUCAGUGUCGGGUCUCGCGAGGGCUGGCCUCACUUCUCUGCGCGCGGUGGGGGCAGAGCUGGGCUACGCGGUUCCCUGCCCGUUGUCUCCGGCUUUUCGGGGUCGCUGCCCGGCCCUGUCGGCUCCCUCACCCUCGCUGCUGCCCAGGAUGUAUCACAACAGCAGCCAGAAGCGGCACUGGACGUUCUCCAGCGAGGAGCAGCUGGGGCGCCUCCGGGCCGACGCCAACCGCAAGUUCAAGUGCAAAGUGGUGGCAAACGGGAAGGUUCUGGCAAAUGAUCCAGUCUUUCUUGAACCUCAUGAAGAAUUGGUAAUCUGCAAAUAUUAUGAGAAAAGACUAUUAGAUUUCUGCUCCAUAUUUAAGCCUACAAUGCCAAGGUCUGUGGUGGGUACAGCAUGUAUGUACUUCAAACGUUUUUACCUCAAUAACUCAGUGAUGGAAUAUCACCCUCGGAUAAUAAUGCUCACUUGUGCAUUUUUGGCAUGCAAAGUAGAUGAAUUUAAUGUGUCCAGCAUACAGUUUGUUGGAAAUCUUCGGGAGAGCCCUCUCGGACAGGAAAAGGCACUUGAACAAAUUUUGGAAUAUGAACUCUUACUUAUUCAGCAGCUUAAUUUCCACCUUAUUGUCCACAAUCCUUACCGGCCAUUUGAGGGUUUUCUCAUUGAUUUAAAGACUCGUUAUCCAGUACUAGAGAACCCAGAAGUUUUAAGGAAAACAGCUGAUGACUUUCUUAAUAGAAUUGCUUUGACAGACGCUUACCUUUUGUAUACACCUUCACAGAUUGCUCUGACUACCAUUCUAUCCAGUGCCUCCAGGGCUGGAAUAAACAUGGAAAGUUAUUUAUCGGAAAGUCUUAUGCUAAAAGAGAAUCGAACCUGUUUGUCACAGUUAUUAGAGACAAUGAAAUGCAUGAAAACCUUAGUAAAGAAAUAUGAACCACCAAGGCCCGAGGAAGUUGCUGCCCUAAAGCAGAAACUAGAGAAGUGUCACAGUGCCGAACUUGCACUUAAUAUAAAUAUAAAGAAGAGGAAAGGCUAUGAAGAUGAUGAGUAUAUCUCAAAGAAAUCUAAGCUGGAAGAGGAAGAAUGGACUGAUGAUGAUCUUCUAGAUUCCUUAUAACUUUAUGGGUGUUACCAAAAGUGUUACGUUGGAACAUUUAAAGUUAACUCCUGAGUUCUUUAUUGUAAAGUUUAUCACCUCUGCUGAGAGACAGGGUUUCUUUAUCUUGGAUCAAAAGUGUGAAAUAACUCCCUUUCAUUAAACUUUUUCUAUUUAUGGUA